Messenger RNA from Drosophila biarmipes, 1669 nucleotides. RefSeq lists its product as uncharacterized. Bases 417 to 1448 code for a protein of 343 amino acids. The transcript is spliced from 2 exons. NCBI's taxonomy places the organism in Eukaryota, Metazoa, Arthropoda, Insecta, Diptera, Drosophilidae. The record is from RefSeq and is a predicted model, not a curated record.
AUUCAAUCAAGCCACCUAGUUAGACACUUUAGAUGGCCGUCAGCUGGGUGAUGGAUGUACUGCUCUUACCAUCUAGGACUCCGGUUCUAGAUGGUCGUGCGGCUGCUGUCUGUACACCCGGAAGUGCGACUACACUCUCCCCGUGAGGGCGGCUGGAAACAGGUCCUUCGGCAAGGUCAUGUCUCUGCCGAGGGACGCUGGCGAAUGGUAGUCGGGCGAAGAGAAGACAACUCUGGAAGAUCACCCCAAUCCAAGGCGGAACAGCCGGCGCCGAAGGAUGUGUGGCCGAGGGGGAACUCGGUCCUGAGCCGGCGAACUCUGCGCACCUGUCGACCCGCAGUUUCAAUCCAGACUUCCUGCGGCAUCUCGGGCUCUGCUGUGGGCGACCUCCCUUCCCGUGCACUCGUGGGAACCAAAUGAAUAGUCAAGAAACAUAUGAGUCCGAUGCCGCUCCAAAGGCAUCCACCAUCCAGCAUUCAGGUCCUGGCUUUGUCCGCCUGAAAAGCAAGCAAAAGAAGCUGCUGCGAAAGGCUCUUCAAGGUGGACUGAGCAGGGAAAAGGCUCUAGCAGUGGUGCAAGCUGUUCCCAUUGCCAAGGGACUACUGCCUGCUCCCUACGGAAUUCAAACUAGCACACCCUAUCCCUACUCCACUUUCGUUAAAUGUGUAAAAAUCGGUGUGGCACCGGAGUCUGCUGGGACUCUGCUGACCGCCGAGGAAAUAAGUAGGAUCAAGGAGGCCAUAGUUGAUGUGACCGUGGAGAAAUCCGGCAGCCAGAAGCCCCAGUUCGAGGGAUGUGUUCCUCGGAGAGGAUGGCUUCUCAUCACCUGCUCCAACCUGUCCACCGAAGAGUGGUUUAAGCAAAACUUCUGCCACAUUCAGGCCAAAGUGGACUUCAAACUGAAGUUAAUGAAGGAGUCAGAACUCCCGAGGAAGAAUGUGGUGCGUGGAUACUUUCCAGACAGCCUGUCCACCAGCAGUAAGAAGGUCCUGGAAAUCAUAGAGGCCCAGAACUCAGUCUCAACGGCAGAAUGGAGGGUUAUGGACCGAUUGAUCCAAGGUGAUUUCUUGCACCUGGUCAUGGCAGUUGACAAUGAGUCACACAAGAAGCUGGCCAAGAUGGGAGGGACCAUCUUCUACCGAUUCGGAAGGUUAAAACUGUAUUCAAAAAGCGCUUCGGAUGGAAAGGCGGGGUUACAUGCCAGAAAACUAACAUCGAACAAAUCACCCUCAAAGGAAUCCUUUGAAAUACCCGCUCCAAGUCAGAUCGCUGGACAAGUUCAAGCUUUGAGAAAUAAUGGUUCAUGGAAUUUAUGCUAUAAUCCGUGGAAUACAUAUCACAAUGCGGGGAAUCAAUGGAACCAACAACCAAACUUCAGGUAUUGUCCACCCUAUCCUAGAGAAGAUCAAGCGCCUGUUUGGCCUGGAUCGGGAGCUUGGAAUGGAUGAGAUAGAGUGUUUAUUGAUCAAGCUUUGUUUUUAAUAUAUGAAGGAACGGGCUCGUCAAGAAAGAAACUUAUACGUCAACUUUAUUGCGGCCCAAAGUCAAUAGAAACCUCUGAAUGGUCAUAGCAACGCGGAUUCAGCUGUUCUGGGUUUUUCGUAUAGCUGCCGGGGGUUCACUUUUCGACUCGGCGACGAUCCCGAUCCCGCCUUGGUAAAUCCGAGCU